Messenger RNA from Cladocopium goreaui, 1196 nucleotides. The record is from the annotation of a GenBank genome assembly. Lineage: Eukaryota; Dinophyceae; Suessiales; Symbiodiniaceae.
GUUGAAGAUUGACCAGAUCAAAAUCAGUGGGGAGUUCUUUGGAUGAAAGUCGUCAACAAGUAUUGGCCACGUUUGGUGCACAUUGGACUGGGGGAUAUAGGCAGAUUAAUUGGGCACGUCUUCGAGUCCUGCAACCUACAACGGGCUCAUGAGAUCAAAUUUUAUCACGUUUGGACACACGCAGAUCCGCUGCGGCCUGUAUUGGAUCAAGUUUGUGGGUCAAAUCUGGCCUUGAUGCCAUAUUCGCCAACGCCUUUUGAUGAGUGGAUCAAGCAAUUCAAAAUGCGUGUCGAAGCACGCCCGCGGAUUAUGCUGGUUGAUCGCAGUAUUGGAGCCCAUCCAAGCGAUCAAGAUAUCCCAUCGCGCGUGGCCACUGGCUAUGGCGUUGAUUCGGCGCUGCUUGAUUUACUUUGGGCACCAAUCGGCGUGUGUAACUUCUGGAGUCGCGAAAACGGAUUCUGCUGUGAGCAUUCGGCGAGACAGCAGCAAACCAAUGUUCCGCCCCAUCCUGCUCCAAAAUUUCGCUCGUUGGAGCAGUGUGAAGCCUUCUGUUGCAAGAGCAGCUGCUGGGGGUGCGUGAACAAUGGCACCUUCUGGAAAGCUCUAGAUACCUGCCAGAAAGCGCAAGGGAAACCAGACACAUCCAACUGCACAAUAUCUCAGAAGCAGGAAAGCCCAUGGGGGCUUUGGCUAGAAUUUGGCGUCUAUUAUGGUGCAACCCUGCGCAGCACUGCCACUCAUUUAGCGGCGCAAGGAUUUCCUUCCCGUCAGGUCUAUGGCUUUGAUUCCUUCCAGGGCCUUGUUGAAGAUUGGAGCGAUCUCUUCCCGGAAUUUGGUUUCAGCACUGGGGGGCAGCUGCCCAUGGACCUUCCUCCGAAUGCCAAGUUGGUCGUGGGAUGGUACAAUGACACGUUGCCGCGCUUUGUGAAAGAAAACAUUGCGAAGGCAAAACUCAUGAUCGAAUGGCUUCAUUUGGAUUGCGACACCUUUCUUGGACAUCAUCAAGUGCUAUCUCGGCUGAAGCAUCACCGCAGAGAGUAAAUCGCGUUUUCACAGGUGGUGUCAGAAAAUGUUUGAAAACGGUAGUGUUUCAAUGAUUGUUAAGGCCGGAUACCCCCGGGGGCAACGGGAGCUUGUGUUCAGAUCCUGGCGUGCAGAUCCGGACCAAGAUCUUGUCGAGAUCUUAAUCUUGUGGC